Molecule: messenger RNA, 6305 nt
Organism: Mesocricetus auratus (golden hamster)
Lineage: Eukaryota; Metazoa; Chordata; Mammalia; Rodentia; Cricetidae
Gene: Satb2
Product: SATB homeobox 2
Exons: 11
Coding region: 1319-3544 (741 amino acids)
Biological process (GO): chromatin remodeling; regulation of transcription by RNA polymerase II
Molecular function (GO): DNA-binding transcription factor activity, RNA polymerase II-specific; RNA polymerase II cis-regulatory region sequence-specific DNA binding
Source: RefSeq, a predicted model, not a curated record
CGAGCGCCCGCCUAGUCGCCGCAGCCUGCGCGCCGGGACGAGUGCGCCUAGGGGCUGGGCGAGGCGACUGCUCCCUGGACUUGCCACAAGGAGGAGGACCAGACCCUGGGCCCUGGCGUUCGUCAGCGCCCAGACGCACCCAUCCGCCGGCCGUGGCCACCGCCUCGCGCCGCACUCAGUCCUCAGCCACCCGUCCUUCGUCGCCCGGUGCAUGAGGUCCUUGCCACCCCACUCCCACCGCCGACUCUCCCUUUCCUCCUCCUUUCUCCCUGCCUCCCACCCCCUCGCCCAUCCCUAUGCCUCCUCCGCAGCCCGGCUCUUGGGUCGCCGUGCUCACAGCGAUUGAUUGAUUGAUGUUUAAUUUCCUGCCAGGCGGGGCCCCCCUCCCCCCGCAACCUCCCCAGCCCUCCUCCCCGCCCCCCACUCCCCUCCUUCCUUGCGGUGGACCAGUCUGGCUUGGGUUUAGAUCCGUCCCCCCCAUUCCCAUCCCGAAAUAACCCAGAGACUUCCCCUACCCCCACCCCAAAUUAUUAUUUUGAAGGCGCUAGAUCUGGGGACCGAAAGGGGGGAGGGGGAGAAAUCGGAAACCGAGGACAACCCAAAAGGACUCACUUUGCCUGAUGACUCAACGCAACUAAUAAUCAUCUCCCUCUCAGUGUGUCUCUCUCUGCGGCUUGUCAGUGAGUCCGGCUCUGGCUUCUGGCAGAGGCGGCCGCGAGGGGAGAGGUUGGAGGUGACAGCUUGGGCGGCCGCCGCGUUUUCUCUUGCGCACUGUCCGGGGUCUCCGCGCCUUCUCUGCUCUCGGUGGCGCGGUCCCCGCGGUUCCGGCCGCGCCUCCUCUCGAGCUAGUGGCGGCACGAGCCGGCAGCCGCUGCAGCCUCCCAGUCCUCAGCCCUUUCUCUCCAGAACCGGUCUCCUUCCCGAAGGUGUGAAAGGCUCUUUCAGCCCCCUCUCUCCCCCUCCUCCGCCGUCCCCUCCCCCGCUCGCUCGGGUGCCCCUUAGGAGGAGUCCUCCUUUCCCUCUCCUCCUCCUCCCUCAUCCCCCCCAUCAUCAUAACAACCAUCUCCGAACAGAAGACACCCUGACCCAGGUCCUUAAACGCUAGGACCCGGGGAAGAGGAAAAGGAAAGGGGAAAGAGGAAAGAGAAAGGAAGACUAGGACAACACUGCAAAUCACCAGAAACUUUCCACCCUGGAUUCUCUACUUUUGCUCCAUGGACAGAGCCCCAGCCAGCCAAGUUUCAGACAGACCGUGAGCAGUCCCUGUGCGUUUUAUUGCGACCUGCCGGUGGGAACUUUGUCUCCAAAUCGGAGCAGCAUGGAGCGGCGGAGCGAGAGCCCGUGUCUGCGGGACAGCCCCGACCGAAGGAGCGGCAGUCCCGACGUCAAGGGGCCUCCCCCGGUGAAGGUGGCCCGGCUGGAGCAGAACGGCAGCCCCAUGGGAGCCCGCGGGAGGCCCAACGGCGCCGUGGCCAAGGCCGUGGGAGGUAACAGCCCGGAGCUGGGAGGUUUGAUGAUUCCUGUCUUCUGUGUGGUGGAGCAGUUGGAUGGCUCUCUUGAAUAUGACAACAGAGAAGAACAUGCUGAGUUCGUCUUGGUGCGAAAAGAUGUGCUUUUUAGCCAGCUGGUGGAGACUGCGCUCCUGGCCCUGGGCUAUUCCCACAGCUCUGCAGCUCAGGCCCAAGGAAUAAUCAAGCUGGGGAGGUGGAACCCUCUCCCCCUUAGCUAUGUGACAGACGCCCCUGACGCGACAGUGGCCGACAUGCUGCAAGAUGUCUAUCACGUUGUGACGUUGAAGAUCCAAUUACAAAGUUGUUCGAAGUUGGAAGACUUGCCUGCGGAGCAGUGGAACCAUGCCACGGUCCGCAAUGCCUUAAAGGAACUGCUCAAAGAGAUGAACCAGAGCACAUUAGCCAAAGAAUGCCCUCUCUCCCAGAGUAUGAUUUCAUCCAUUGUAAAUAGCACAUACUAUGCCAAUGUGUCAGCAACCAAGUGCCAGGAGUUUGGGAGAUGGUAUAAAAAGUAUAAGAAGAUUAAAGUGGAAAGAGUGGAGCGAGAAAACCUUUCAGACUAUUGUGUUCUGGGCCAGCGUCCAAUGCAUUUACCAAAUAUGAACCAGCUGGCAUCCCUGGGGAAAACCAACGAACAGUCUCCUCAUAGCCAAAUCCACCACAGUACUCCAAUCCGAAACCAAGUGCCCGCAUUACAGCCCAUCAUGAGCCCUGGUCUUCUCUCACCCCAGCUCAGUCCACAGCUUGUCAGACAGCAAAUAGCCAUGGCCCAUCUGAUAAACCAACAGAUAGCCGUUAGCCGGCUCCUGGCUCACCAGCAUCCUCAAGCCAUCAACCAGCAGUUCUUGAACCAUCCUCCCAUCCCCAGAGCAGUGAAGCCAGAGCCAACCAACUCUUCUGUGGAAGUCUCUCCUGAUAUCUACCAGCAAGUUAGAGAUGAGCUGAAGAGGGCCAGUGUAUCCCAAGCUGUGUUUGCAAGAGUGGCAUUCAACCGUACACAGGGAUUGUUGUCAGAGAUCCUGCGCAAGGAAGAAGACCCCAGGACUGCUUCCCAGUCUCUGCUAGUAAACCUGAGGGCCAUGCAGAACUUCCUCAAUCUGCCUGAAGUGGAGCGUGACCGCAUUUACCAGGAUGAGCGAGAGAGGAGCAUGAACCCCAAUGUGAGCAUGGUCUCCUCCGCCUCUAGCAGUCCCAGUUCCUCCCGAACCCCUCAGGCCAAAACCUCGACACCGACAACAGACCUCCCUAUUAAAGCGGACGGCGCCAACGUCAGCAUCACAGCUGCCAUUUAUGAUGAGAUCCAACAGGAGAUGAAAAGGGCCAAGGUGUCUCAAGCCCUGUUUGCCAAAGUGGCUGCAAACAAAAGUCAGGGCUGGCUUUGUGAACUGCUUCGCUGGAAGGAGAACCCAAGCCCAGAAAACCGCACCCUCUGGGAGAAUCUCUGCACCAUUCGCCGCUUCCUGAAUCUUCCCCAGCAUGAGAGGGAUGUGAUCUAUGAGGAAGAAUCGCGACAUCACCACAGUGAGCGCAUGCAGCAUGUGGCCCAGCUCCCGCCUGAGCCUGUGCAGGUCCUUCAUCGACAGCAGUCCCAGCCAACCAAGGAAAGCUCCCCUCCCAGGGAAGAAGCGCCCCCACCACCCCCUCCAGCUGAAGACAGCUGUGCCAAAAAACCUCGGUCUCGCACAAAGAUCUCCUUAGAAGCCCUGGGCAUCCUUCAAAGCUUCAUCCAUGAUGUAGGUCUCUACCCUGACCAGGAAGCCAUCCACACACUCUCGGCCCAGCUGGAUCUCCCCAAACACACCAUCAUCAAGUUCUUCCAGAACCAGAGGUACCACGUGAAGCAUCAUGGGAAGCUGAAGGAGCAUCUGGGCUCCGCGGUGGACGUGGCAGAAUAUAAGGACGAGGAGCUGCUGACCGAGUCCGAGGAGAACGACAGCGAGGAAGGCUCGGAGGAGAUGUACAAGGUGGAGGCGGAGGAGGACAACGCGGCAGAGAAGAGCAAGGCAGCUCCGGCUGAAGCCGACCAGAGAUAAUGUGAACUCCAGCAGGCAAAGCAAUAUAUGGGUCCAAGGACUUUCUGUUUUCAUUUCUUAAAAAAAAAUCCUCUUGGCUGUGUUUAUUUUGUUUUGUUUUUAAUGUGUGUUUUUAUUUUUCUUACCCUUAAUGGCAUUCCUCUGUCGCACAGGAUAGCCUAUAGACUGAGUAAGCUCAGUGUUUCCGAGUCAGGUGUCGCCUUGGCGGGGACACUGGGUGUCAAACUUUUACAAUUGACUGGACCAUAAUAAUGCUAGUCACAGGAGACUCUGCCUUCAUUUUCCUUGUACUUACGGAAGAUACACCAGGCACGUUCCAGGAUGGAAAGACCCACGAAAUAAAUGAGGGAAGCUACGAGUGUGUGUAUAUGUAUAUGUACAUAUCUCUAUAUUUACAUAUAUAUAUUAAAAAUUGCAUGGGACAGAGAACUUUACAAUCUGAAAGAAUAGACUGUGAAAUGAGUUCUUAAAGAAAAGACUUGUUUAUGUAUAAAAAAAAAUACCACUUCACAGUGAGUCGCUUUGGCUUUUUGAGAAACUGCGGCCUGCUCUCAGGGUGGGGUGACUAUUUUUGAAUUCCUAUUUAUUUUGUGUGUUUGUCCCUGAUUUUUUUUUAAAUUCUAUGGCUUCCUACUGGCAGCUUAAUGGGUAAUUUUUGAGGUAUGUAUUUAACAAAUUAACACUGCCAAAAUAAAAAGUAAGAGAAAGAAGGCAAGAAGAGAGUGAGAGAAAAUCAGGGCAUGUUAGAAACAAUACAAGACAAGUUACUCUUAAAGAUAUAGUGCACACUUUAAAGAAACGACUCAACGACGUGACCCUCCAUAUUCCGUUAUUGAGCGUGUCAGCACUGUAGCCAAACAGGUGCGUUCUGUCGAAUUCCCAGCCAAGUCCAGUGCAGAGGAAACUUGACCGUUAGCACAGUCUCGACAAAUGACAUUUUGACAUGGGACUUACGGAAUUCAUGCUGUGAGCCACAUUUUAUUGUGAAGUUUAUUUACCCGCUUGUGGCUUCAAAUCUUAAAAUUAUUAAGCCUGCUCAUUUAAAAUUUUUAAAUUGUUGGUUGUUGCUGACUUUUUUUUUUCCCUUUCGUUUGUUUCUGGUUUUUGUUUUUGUUUUGUUUUGUUUUUAAAUAGAACAUAGUUCAAUGUAAUGUUAAGUUAGAUAAAGAAGUUUCUGCCCAGUUAGAGGAGCUUCCGCUCCAAUAAAUCUCCACCGGCCCUCUCCCUGAGUGUUUUUUACUCCUCUUCCAUUUUGAAUUUCAUUUUCUUCGUACACAUCCCAUCAACUUUAGCCAAACCUCUGCAGACCCUGAAUUCACAACGCCGCCUCCACACCUUCCCCUGCCAUGGCAGCCCUCACAGGAACCUGGUUUUAAAUCAAUGUGCACCUCCAGGCAAUAGAGUAAGUGAAGCAAUUUCAGCAGAGUCACCUACUCCUGGGAAAAGGAAAUACUGUCCCAGUGCCCCACAUAGCCCUUACCUGACGUCAUGCAGAACUAAUGCCAACGGGCUGUUGUGUGGAAUGAGCGAUAAAGCUACAAUCCACUACAGUUUGCCAAAUCUCCUUCAGUUUCCUAUUAGAAACAGUAGUGUUACCUUCCAGUUCCACUGACAGCAAUCGCAGAGGAGACCUCCCCCUUCAGGACUGGCCUCCUGAACUUACUGCAGGCUUGAGGUGGCCACUCAGCAGUCCCACACGGUUGGAUUUUGUUUUUUUUUCGUUUGUUUGUUUGUUUUUGAGUUGUAUCCUCAUGCAACCUUGUCAAAGACCUCAUGCAAUAUCACUUUGAAAUUUAUUUUCUGUUUACUACACAAACAUUGUAAUAUAACUGUUAAUACUAUUUAUAUAUUUGAAAGGUAUAAGAGGUAGGAGUUUUAAAAAAAAAAACCUCUAUGUGUAGAUAUUAACUCAGAACUUAACACUCUACAGGGAGAAGACACGUUGCAAUACAAGCUAACUCUGGCCGCUUAGUAACCUCUGGAGUUCUCAAAGGGACAUUUUCCUGUACUUUUUCAAAUAAUGAUGUUGAAAAUGGUUACCUUGACAUGAGUGUCAUGUAUCUUUGCAAAAGGAUGGCUGUUUGCAGUUGAGGCCUGGGCCCACCCUUCCUGUUUCUGUAGAUGCUGCAGCUUAAUCAGAGAGUCCACAGUUGCUGCUUCCUGAUCUCCGAGUUACUCUUUCCAAAUUGUCUUCUGACACUGUUGCUGACGUCACCCUGUAUAUGUCCUAGGCGCCAAUUUUUUUGCCAAGCUCUUACAGGUGGUUCAUCGAUUGAUGACAUCCGCAUUUGGUAUCUUUUACACUUCAACCAAAAAUUUAUUAGGUAUUUUUCAAUGCUAAGUCUUGCCUUUUAUUUUUUAAUUUCACUGCCAAGUUUGCAGUGAUUCUAAGUGAAUCUGUGGGCAUUUUAGCCUGUGGUCUUGCCAGAUCUUUGCGAAUUACAAUGCAUAUAUGUCUAUUUAUUCAAUAUCUGUCAUAUAAUAUCUAUUUGGAAGAAGAAACUUUCUCUUGUAGUGCCUCUUGACAAAGCACAAUUUCCCGCCUUUUUUUUUUUGUGAAAUGAAGAAAAAAAAAACAAAUUGUGUUUUAUUGCAGUAUCAAUAAUGUGAAUAAGGAUUAACAUAUUGUAAAUGUUCUUUUUUUCCAUGUAAAUCAACUAUCUUUGUUAUCACUAAGUGAUAAUUAAUUUUUAACUUAUGUGCAUCGUUAGGCUGUUAGAAUUUUUUGGUUGUUAAAAUAAAACGCAUUCAAUAAAUCCGA